GACUGAUCCUAGGACUGAUCCUAGGACUGAUCCUAGUAUUGGUCCUAGGACUGAUCCUAGGACUGAUCCUAGUAUUGGUCCUAGGACUGAUCCUAGGACUGAUCCUAGUAUUGGUCCUAGGACUGAUCCUAGGACUGAUCCUAGUAUUGGUCCUAGGACUGAUCCUAGGACUGAUCCUAGGACUGAUCCUAGGACUGAUCCUAGGACUGAUCCUAGUAUUGGUCCUAGGACUGAUCCUAGGACUGAUCCUAGUAUUGGUCCUAGGACUGAUCCUAGGACUGAUCCUAGUAUUGGCCCUAGGACUGAUCCUAGGACUGAUCCUAGUAUUGGUCCUAGGACUGAUCCUAGGACUGAUCCUAGUAUUGGUCCUAGGACUGAUCCUAGGACUGAUCCUAGUAUUGGUCCUCGUCCAACUCUGCUUGUGAAAGUUGGCUGA
Molecule: messenger RNA, 436 nt
Organism: Procambarus clarkii (red swamp crayfish)
Lineage: Eukaryota; Metazoa; Arthropoda; Malacostraca; Decapoda; Cambaridae
Source: RefSeq, a predicted model, not a curated record